Messenger RNA from Scleropages formosus (Asian bonytongue), 3135 nucleotides. RefSeq names its product ly6/PLAUR domain-containing protein 6-like. Gene Ontology annotation, molecular function: acetylcholine receptor inhibitor activity. Gene Ontology annotation, biological process: positive regulation of canonical Wnt signaling pathway. NCBI's taxonomy places the organism in Eukaryota, Metazoa, Chordata, Actinopteri, Osteoglossiformes, Osteoglossidae. The transcript is spliced from 5 exons. Bases 405 to 914 code for a protein of 169 amino acids. The record is from RefSeq and is a predicted model, not a curated record.
UUUCCGUACAGGCUCGUUAAAGGUGGUUAAGGGUACUGCUGGGUACGCCCCCACGCGGGCUCACGAGCACGCCCACCGAUAGCCCUCGCUCGAUCGCUCGGGAGCGCGCUGCGCAGCCCCGCUCCAUUCGCACUCUUACUACGCUCCGGGGCUGCGAUCCGCGCGCACACGCAGGCUGUUGGGUCGUUACCCCGGUUCCGAUUUACGGGUGGGUGGGAGCAGUCCCGGAUUUACCCUCGAACCUACACCACACCUGGCUUUCCUGCUGACUACCGACUGGUUUACUCCGAUUUACUCCGCCGGUGCCGCACGGUCCGAGGGUCCGACAGCCGGCACCCGAGUGCUUUCCAGCGGACGCCUCCUUGACCAGUCGGGCAGCUGCAUGUGUGAGGCCACACAUAGUGAUGGAACCCUGGCCUCAGGUGGCCUGGGUCCUACUGCUGACGCUCAUCACUGAUUGGUCCAAAAGCGCCCAAUCGCGGGACUUCACUGUGAAGGACAUCGUCUUCCUCCAUCCCUCAACCACGCCCUUUCCUGGAGGGUUCAAGUGCUUCAGCUGUGAGAAUGCAGCCGACAACUACAACUGCAACCGCUGGGCACCAGACGUCUACUGUCCCAGAGAGAGCAGGUACUGCCACACAUGGCACCAGAUGGACGAGCGCGGGGCCACCGUGUCGGUGACGAAGCGCUGCGCGGCUCUGCAGGAUUGCCUGUCUACAGGCUGCUCACCGCUCCCCCACCGAGGACACCAGGUCUGCACUUCGUGCUGCGAGGGAAACAUCUGCAACAUGCCGGUGCCGACGAACGAGACGGACGCCGUGUUCAUCACCGUGUCGCCUCUCAGCGGGGCCAAGCGCCCCUCGCUCUCCGCCUUUGCCGGCGUCCUCGCCGUCCUCGUCUCCGGCCACGUGUAGGAGAACAAUCCAGCUGAAAACACUACAGUAUUAAUACAGCAGAAUGUAUUAAUUUAUCAUUUUUGGAGAUCUCAUGACAAACGCAGACAUGUAUGAGAGUGGAGUAUUCAGUGAAGGUUUUUUUUACUUUAUCGCAUGGAGAUGCAUCUUUAUGAAGAAGCAGCCGUGAGAGGCGAUACUCACUAGUGCUGUUGCAUCUUCCCUUCAGUUGUAGGGAUGACAUAUUUCCAUGUAUAUAUAUUUAAUAUUUAUUUUGUACAGUACACUGACAGUAGGAUACUUGUUCCUUCUGCAUGUAGGAUGUUUUGCAUGUAGGUUAGAGCACAAAGGAGCAGAGCUUCCUCCACCCCCCCAUCCAUCCAUCCAAUGUAUGGAAAACAUACACAUAACAAAGGCAAAUAAUUGUGGCAUCCACCCUGAAGUUACGGGAAAAUACUGGCUGAAACAUCUUUUACUCCUAAAAAUGGCAUUUUAUCAUACGUCAUGGCAAAAAAAGAGGUGUAUUUCGAUAUUUUUGCGCCGAAGACUGAAUGUCAUUGUUAACCCAGCUCAGGGAGGAGAAAUGCUUUUUCAUAGUGCGGAAAAGGGUCCCGCUGCUCUCUUCCUUUCGCCACUUACCUCUGUUGGCAAUUGCUGUCAGAAAUGUGCAGAGUAGCUGAAAGUGUUUUGUCAGCGGGGUGCUGUCGUUUAUUUAGGCAGGCGGCCUGCGGGUACGAGGCGAUACGUUUCCUUUGUACGAACGCCGAAGCGCGGCUCUCUCCGUAUCAGAUCCCGUCGGAGGGUCCGACUCCAGGGAGGGAGGAGGGAAAUCACUCCUGGCUGGUGCCUCUCUGAUUUUAUGUGGAUUUUUCUGCAAAACAGUAGAUAAAACAAUUAAAACAUACAUAAAGUAUUUUUGGGGGGCGAGGUUACAAGGUAAAGGGUUCAAUAGUUUGAAGUCAGUUUUAUAUCGCUAUUUCUAAUCAAUAUUUCAUGCUUUCUGCUCAUCAUCUCUUUGUCAUAGUUCUGUACAAAACUGUAUAAAGUGUGAAUAUACUCUACAUUUAAUAAAAGGCAUUUAGUAAAAGUAUUUGUUUUUUUCCCCCCGAUUCCUUCUCAGAUUGAGAAAUACAAAUUUGAUAUUUUUGCCAAUUGGCUGUUUUGAGAUUCAAUGUAUUUUUGGCCUUGCUAUUUAUAUACCAUUUUGCAAUAAUUUGAUCUGUUAUUCCACAGGCUGAUUUAUCUCUUCCACGACUGGAGAGUUUCCACACAUGGAGCAAAUCAAAUGUCAGCACUCUUUUUUUCAUUCCCUUUAAACAAUUGCUUGUUCCGUGUUCAUUAGUGCAUAAAACGAGUGAUGACAUGUCAUUCGUCAUGUAUUUGUUUAAAAUCUCCCGACCCGGGAGGCUCAGAAACUCUAUACGGAGGACAAUUUAUGCUUAGGAGAGUAAUUGCAGUGAAAGUUUGGGCGACUCUCCCCGCGCAGAGUUGACGGGUUCGAUAUAAACAAAGAGGCAUUAUCUGGGAAAGCGUGCGCACGGUCCGGGCCUUUCCAAACACACCACCUGUCUGCCGGCGCUGCUCACUGUAGGCCUCACACAUGCAGAAACACAUGUGUAAAAGGGGCCAGAGGUGAUUGCAGUAAGUAGAGUGUUCAUUCACUCACUCACUCACUCACUAUCAAUAACUGCUUUCAAUAAGCAGAGUUAUUAGUAAACACGGGAGUGAGACGUGGACUCCUCGGACAGAGGGACCGUGGUAAUUUGGCUCACGGAUGUUUAUGAUGAUUCACGAGCACGGCAUCUUUCCCUCUGCAAAGCAGUUGGACACCCUGCCAUUGAAGCUUCUGUGCGAGUUACUCACAAAUAUUGCAAUCCCAGCUCCAGUUGAGGUACCGUGAUUAUAGUACUUACCCUGCUCUAUAAAUGUGUACAUCAUGGUAGGUGGAUCAUCACUGUCUUUUUGGAGAAAAGCGCCGGUUACACCAAAUAAUUAUAAAAGUAUUCAGUCUGUUGUUUCAGUGGUGGUAUUAUAUUUACCUUAAUCAAGGAUGUGAUUGGUUGAAACUGUCAAAUAGAAAGUAUCUACAAUAGCUGGUUUUGUUAUGGGUAAACUGAUCUAAUGCACUCAUUGUACUGUAUGUCUGCUAAAUGAAGAAAUCUAAAUGGAAAUUACAUGAUGCAGAAGAAUAUAACCAAAUGGGCAAAACUGCCACUGUACUGAAUAAUAUGCUUGUAUGAGU